AUCUCAUGUUAAAAGGGGCGGGAAUGUUAAAAGGGGCGGGAAUAUAGUGGCUCACUUAGUCGCUCGGUGGAACACGACGGGUAAUGAUGAACUAGUUUGUUUGGACUCGUUCCCCAAAGUAUAAUUACUUUGGCGGAGUUUGAUUUGCAAUAAUAAUUUCCGCUCCGUUUGUUUCAAAAAAAAUAAAAAUAAAAUAACUUCCAAAUCUCUUAUUGUUUUUCUAUUCUAAAUAUACAUGCUACAUUGCUAAAUAUAUACCAUGCAUUAAAUAUAAUUUCAAUUCAAAAAUAUUAAGAUGAAUUGUGAAGGCCUUACUUUGUAAAACCAAAACCUCAAAAAAAUCGAGAAAGAAUUAUCUGCUGAAAACUUCAACUUACAUCAUCAAUCGCGAUGAUUCCACAAGAUCAAGUAAAAUACAGUAGCAAUUCGUUGAUUACAUCCCAACAAUAUUUACCCUUCUUUUCAUGGGCUGGGGUGAACGAUGGUACAGAUAAUCCCUAAAGUUUGGCUCAAGCUCUGGAACCAAUGGGAGUUCCAUGUGAUGAAGUUAUGGAAUGAAUGGGAGAUUCGGGCGUUGGUUCUUAUAAGCCUUUUGUUGCAGGUAAUGCUUAUUGUUUUAGGCAAGCAGAGGAAGCGUGACAGACGAAAGCGGAUAAGGUAUACACUUUGGCUUGCCUACUUAUCUGCUGACUGGGUUGCUACCGUUGCUCUUGGCAGUUUGUCUAAUCAACAAGGUGAUGACACAGUCGAUUCCAGCAACGUACUAAAAGCAUUGUGGGCGCCAAUUCUUCUCUUGCACCUUGGUGGCCCAGAUACUAUAACUGCUUACUCCAUGGAAGACAAUGCAUUGUGGUUGCGGCACUUACUGGGGCUUUUAGUACAGGUAUUGGUUGCAUUUUACAUCUUUGUCAAGUCUUUGAGACUCACCCAGCUCAACUAUGUCGCUAUCCCAAUGUUUGUCUCUGGAAUCAUUAAGUACGGAGAGAGGACCUGGGCUUUAAGGUCUGCAAGCAGUGACCAAUUCAGGGACUCGCUUCUUCCUAGCCCUGAUCCAGGCCCCAACUAUGCUAAAUUUAUGGAAGAAUAUGUUUUGAGAGAAGCUGAAGGAUAUAACAUUCAAUGGACGAAAAUGAAGGAUCCCAAGGUGGUUGUUCGUAGCUUAGUAACAGACAAUUCAAAAGAUUGCCAUAUUGAAGCUGCAUCUAUUCCCAAAAGAGCUUAUGAAUACUUCCAGAUAUAUAAAUGCCUCUUUGCAGACCUUAUCCUUGGCUUUCAAGAGCUUGAGAUGAGCAAAUCUUUUUUCCUACACAGUGAAUGGAAAGAGGCGUUUAAUGUUGUUGAAAUUGAGCUUGCUCUUGUCUUUGAUUCUUUUUACACAAAGGCUGCCAUACACUACACCAGAUGGGGUCGCAUAUUACGGCUUAUCACUGUAUCUUCGACUUUUGUCACAUUGGCAGCCUACUACUUCUCACAAAAGCACAAGUAUUCUGAAGUUGAUGUGAUUAUAACUUACACUUUGUUGGUUGGAGCUGUUUCCCUUGAGAUUUUUGGCAUGGUUGUUUGGCUUUGCUCAGAUUGGGCCCUGAUAUGGCUGGACCAUCAUGAGAAGAUGCCAGUCAAGCAAAUCUAUAAGGCCAUCUCAUGCCUUAAAAUUUUCAGUAGCGACAGUAAGUGGUCUAAUCACAUGAUGCAGUACAAUCUGAUAAAUUCAUGCUUUGAAGCGGCUCUGACUAAAUCAUGCAUACUGCUUCCCUGUUAUUUCUAUCGCAAACUCCAAAUGAAGACCAAAACAGAGCUAACAGAAAGAGUUCCGGACAUGCUGAAAAAAUAUAUUUUCAAGCAGCUUCUUGAGCAUACAUCAGAUUUGAAGGAAGAUAGGGCAUUUUGCACUUCGCGAGGUUCAUGGGUUCUGGAUAGAUACCAAUCACAAGAUCUCAACUGGAGCAUUGAGAAAGAAUUUGAUCAAAGCAUCCUUCUUUGGCAUAUUGCUUCUGAUUUAUGCUAUCACACAGAUGAAGACUCGGGACCUGAAUCAGCUUGCUAUGUUGAAUGUCAAGUGAGCAAGCUGCUGUCAAAUUAUAUGUUGUACCUACUAGUAAAAAGGCCAUUCAUGUUGCCGAAUGGAAUAGGGAAAAUCAGGUUUCAGGAUACUUGUGCAGAGGCAAAGGAUUUUAUUCAGGAAAGAUCUGUGAAGGAUGCUAAAACAGCCAGACAAAGGUUGCUCACUAUAAAAACUAACAUAUUGCCAGGUGAUAUCAAAGGUGAUAGAAGCAAGUCAGUCUUGUUUGAUGCUUGUCGCCUCGCAAAAUAUUUACAAAACAGAGAUUGGAAAUGGAAGAUUAUUGUUGGCGUAUGGGUGGAGAUGCUAGUGUAUGCUGCAAGCCAAUGUAGGUCAGAUCACCAUGCUCAAGAGCUGGCUCAAGGAGGGGAGCUUCUCACUCAUGUAUGGCUGCUGCUGGCACAUGUCGGGUUAAGUGAACAUUUCCGAAUAUCAGAGGGCCAUGCUCGAGUAGUAUUAGAUGUGACUUGAAGGGUGAACUUUACAAAGCUUUUUUUUUAUUUUUUUAGUUAUGCCCUGUUUCAUCUGCUGCAGAUUUCAUGUAUAAUUUUUAUUCCCUACUGAUCUGAUGACUGAUCCCUGAGGUGCCAGCCUUUAAUUUGUUGUCAACUCAUUGAAAUCUUAUCAAAGUUUAAUUUACAUUAAAGCAUAAACUUUUUGACUUA
Messenger RNA from Chenopodium quinoa (quinoa), 2724 nucleotides. RefSeq lists its product as uncharacterized. The record is from RefSeq and is a predicted model, not a curated record. Bases 482 to 2530 code for a protein of 682 amino acids. The transcript is spliced from 2 exons. Lineage: Eukaryota; Viridiplantae; Streptophyta; Magnoliopsida; Caryophyllales; Amaranthaceae.